AACAUGAACCCACGAAGUGAAUCAAAGGAUUCAAAGCAUUACAACAAAAAUGAAAACCAUACACCAGUCUCUACAAGACUACAACCUGAAGUGCAACAAAUGAGCAUCUAAAAUGCAGCCACCUGUGCGCGUUGCAUGCCAUUAAGACCCCAAAUUCUUUGACCAUCUCCUUCCUUCGGCCAGUUACAAUUUACCGCUCAAAAGCUGGCGAGACUCUGUAAGAAACAAGUUUUGGCAUUCAAAUUUGGAUACCCAUUCAAAUUCUCUGCUGCACCUGCAUCAAACUUUUUUGGCUCUGCUCAAUGCAGAAAGUAUUCCAAGAAUUAUGGGCUUCAGUGCCUUGUCGACCACCCGAAUCCGAAAAUCUCCGUCUUCUUCCAGAAAGGCUUCUCCGAGAUCACCGACGGAAUGACCGGAAGAGCAGUUCAUGCAAUAUGCGUAAAGGAGUCCCAUUUAGACAUUUUCCACCAUAAUACUCUGAUCAAAAUGUACUCGAAGUUUGGGAGAGUUGAGUGUGCCCGUCUCGUGUUCGACCAGAUGCUUGAGAGAAAUGAAGCGUCUUGGAAUAACAUUAUCUCUGGGUACGUUCUUACAGGCGGGUAUUGUGAUGCAGUAAGACUAUUCAUUGAGAUGUGGGGUGUAGGGGUUGAGGUAAAUGAAUAUACUUUUGCUAGUGUAUUGACUGCAUUGAGUAGGUCUGAGAGUAUGUGUCUUGAAGGAUAUCAAGUUCAUGGUGUACUCUUGAAGUGCGGUUUAUUGUAUAAUGUUUUUGUGGGAACUUCUGUGUUGCAUUUUUAUGGUGUCUAUGGUCCUACUUCUGAUGCUGCAAACGUUUUUGAGGAAAUGCCUAUGAAGAAUGUGGUGACUUGGACUUCUUUGAUGGUUGCAUGCUCUAAUAAUGGAAAUACGGAGGAAGUUAUAAGUUUAUAUAAGAGAAUGAAGAGUGAAGGGACCAGUUGUAAUCAGAACACCUAUACUGUAGUGAUUAGUUCGUGUAGUUAUCUUGAAGGUGAUUGUGUGGGUCAUCAAAUGCUAGGCCAUGUCGUAAAAUCAGGGUUUGAGGAUAAUGUUUCAGUGGCUAACGCUCUAAUUUCGAUGUUUGGUAAUUUUAACUUUGUAGAAGAGGCUUAUCGUGUUUUUGAAGGCAUGACUGAACAUGACACUAUAUCUUGGAAUUCAAUCAUAUCUGUUCUGGCACAUAAUCAACUCUGUGAGGAAGCAUUUAGAUGUUUCUUUUUUAUGCGUUGUCAACACGAUGAUAUAGAUUCAACUACACUUUCCUCCCUUUUGUCAGCCUGUGGUUCUGUAGAUAAUAUAAAUCAAGGUAGAACAAUGCAUGGUUUGGUGAUCAAACUGGGAUGGAAUUCAAAUAUAUGUAUUUGUAACACUCUUCUUUCAAUGUAUGCGGAUGCUUUACAAUGUUCAGAUGCUGAAAAAUUGUUCCACAACAUGCAAGAGAAGGAUUUAAUUUCUUGGAAUUCUAUGAUGGCUGGGUAUGUUUUGAUAGGUGACUUCUUCAAAGUCUUAAACUCUCUUACUGAAUUGCUUCGCAUGGGAAAGUCAGUAAGCUAUGUGACUUUUGCUAGUGCGCUGGCUGCAUGUUCUAAUGCUGAUUAUCUAACUGAAGGGAAGAUAUUGCAUGGACUUGUUAUGACAUCUGGGUUGCAAGACAAUUUGAUAGUUGGAAAUGCAUUAGUCACCAUGUAUGGGAAGCAUGUUAUGAUGGUGGAGGCUGAAAAAGUAUUCUUUAAGAUGCCAGUAAAAGAGUUGGUUACUUGGAAUGCAUUAAUUGGUGGCUAUGCUGCUGGUCAUCAAACCAACGAUGUGGUAAGAAUUUUUAAAUGGAUGAGAGAGUGCAGUGUGACCACAAACUACAUUACAAUAAUAAAUGCACUUGGCUCCUGCUCAUCUCCUGUUGAUCUCCUGAGUGCUGGAAUGCCGUUGCAUGGGCAUAUAGUUCUAACUGGUUUCGAGGAAGAUGAGUACGUGCGGAACUCACUCAUAACUAUGUAUGCCGAAUGUGGGGAUCUCAAGUCAAGCAACUUUAUCUUUACUCAGGUGGCUUACAAGUCUUUUGUGACUUGGAAUGUCAUGGUUUCUGCAAAUGCCCACCAUGGCCUCUGGGAAGAGGCUUUGAAGCUUCUUCUUGAUAUGCAGAGGGCUAACGUGGAGUUAGAUCAAUUUAGCCUUUCUUCUUCCCUUUCAGCUGCAGCAAACCUGGGGAGUCUGGAGGAAGGCCAACAACUUCAUUGCUUGGCUGCUAAACUUGGUUUUGACUCAUACCAUUACAUAAAAAAUGCUACGAUGGAUAUGUAUGGGAAGUGUGGUGAACUCAAAUAUGUGCUCGAAAUCCUCCCUAAACCAAAUACCCGAUCACGCUUGUCUUGGAACAUUUUGAUGUCUACAUUAGCCAGACAUGGACUUUUUCGUGAAGCCAGGGAAGCCUUCCAUGAAAUGCUCAAGCAUGGUGCAAAGCCUGAUCAUGUUACUUUUGUCUCUCUUCUGUCUGCAUGUAGUCAUGGGGGCUUAGUGGAUGAGGGUCUCAAGCAUUUUGCUUCAAUGACUACCGGUUUUGGGGUCCCAGUUGCUAUAGAGCACUGUGUGUGCAUGGUUGAUAUGCUCGGAAGAUCAGGAAGACUUGCUGAAGCAGAGGCGUUUAUCAAAGAAAUGCCGGUGCCUCCAAAUGACUUUGUUUGGCGGAGUUUGUUGGCAGCAUGUAGGAUGCAUGGGCAUGCCGACCUGGCAAAAAAAGCUACCGACUUUCUUCUGACAUCUAAUCCAAUGGAUGACUCUGCUCAUGUUCUGUAUUCCAAUGUCUGUGCGAAUUCUGGGAAAUGGCAGGAUGUCCAGCUCGUUAGAGCCAAUAUGGAAUUAAGCAGCAUCAAGAAGCAGCCGUCUUGCAGUUGGGUUAAAAUGAAAGACAAAAUUUACACUUUUGGUAUCAGAGGCGGAUCCUACUCAUUGUCUGAGCAGAUAUAUGACAAACUGGGGGAGUUGAGGAAAAAACUUCAAGAAGUUGGAUAUGUCCCUGAUACAAGUUUCGCUUUGCAUGACACGGAUGAGGAACAGAAGGAACACAAUCUCUGGUGCCAUAGCGAGAAACUUGCCCUUGCGUAUUCUUUGGUUACUACCCCAGAAGGUUCAAAGCUUCGGAUUUUCAAGAAUCUACGAGUUUGUGGUGAUUGUCAUUCCGUCUUUAAACUUGUAAGCAGCUUAGUCAGGAGAGAAAUCAUAUUGAAGGAUCCUUAUCGGUUUCAUCAUUUUAGUGGUGGCAAGUGUUCUUGUGGUGAUUAUUGGUAACCAUGUCUACGAUGUUAUGGUGAGUGGUGACUUGCCAAACUUAUCCAAGAAUCAACCAAAAGAUAUGAAUGAAAAACAUUCUAUAAGCACUGGAAGUUUCUUAUGUGGUGAUAUACAGGAAUGAGGCGUAUGCCUGAGGCAAAUGAAUCAUAUAUAUAGAGGUCCAUUUGAUCACCACAAGUUUGAUCCCAGUUUGAUCACCACACUCCAGCCGAAAUAUAGGUCAUUAGCGGAAAGUACGAAUCAGGAGAUGUCACCCAGAGUCAGUUACACCAUGGUGGAGAAGGGGUCUGGCUUCUAUUCUGCUCAAUCACGAGGGCUGUAAGCACAAGAAAAUGAAAAAUGUUUUCUGUUUUCUGAAUUUAUUUGUUUCCCUUCUAUCAGCUCACCGUCCAAGCCGUUUUCCUUGCGAACCUCGAUUAUCCAGAUAUUUUAGUUGGUGAUUUAUUAUCCAUGAACUGGUGUACAACAGCAGGAGCCACUCAUCGACUUCUUCCCCAUCCAUGAGCCUUUUAACAGACAUGUUUGCUCUCCCAAUCAGCUCUGCUCCAAUGGGGUUGUCCACCUUGACAGAGAAGACAAUGUUGGAAGCCAUAUGAGCACAGUAUAUGUGGAAAGACUCAUACCAUCUGGGAUUUUUGUGCUCAUUCAGAAGCCUGGUUCAACCAACCCUUGCCUGCCUGGUUCGACCAACCCUUGCCUUUUCCAGUCUUCCAGAUCAAUGGUUGCAUACAAUCUGGAAGCUGUCUUGUUAAGCCCACAACAUGUUCAAUGCCUUCCACCACCUGCACAGUAGAAAAUUAUUAAUAGGAAGCAUCAAUGGCCGUGGCGGUUUCUAAUAAAGUACUGCAUAAUAAAUAUCAACUUUACAUGUUAACAGUUAAGUGUGAAAAGCUAAUUCACCAAACACUUUUUUGCAAUCUCCAACUCAAGCCGCGAGUCAAACUAGCAGACUGAAAAUGUCUAAACCAAACAAAAUUGUGGAAACUCAAUAUAGUCCCAUGGGCCAUGGCAUUAUCCUUGGACUGUUGGUGGAUGACUUAAAUUGUGAGAUUUGCUAACUCCGUAGUUUUUUUUUCUUUUUCAAAAAAAAUCGGAGUAUUUUCGUAGUUUUCUCAUAUAUUGCGUAAAUUAUGUCUACUUUACUAUUGAUACUUUGCAUGGUACAACAAGCUAAGAAAUAAGACGGUCAUGAGUCAUGACAAUAUAUGCAAUAAGAAUUCAAUAAGAUGCCUUUAUAGUUUUAUCAUAUGCGG
Molecule: messenger RNA, 4556 nt
Organism: Cuscuta europaea
Lineage: Eukaryota; Viridiplantae; Streptophyta; Magnoliopsida; Solanales; Convolvulaceae
Source: the annotation of a GenBank genome assembly